GUAAAGAAAAGAAAAAAACCUGAAAGUGAUACUCGUCUCUCCUCAGUCAGAGACGCUGAAAAGUCCGGUUGUGAUCCUUCUCCCUUCAAAAUGGUUCCAGAAUCAAAAACGCUUCUGUUCUUCCCAAUGGUACUCGGGAACACCAUAAAUAUCCAUGUGGAGAUUUUGAGUCGGCUGAGGCAACGUCUUCAGCUUCGUGAAGCGUAUGCAGAGAACCACGGUGACGUCAUCAUCGCUUUUGUCCCAGUUGUAUCUCGGGCAGGAACGGACAUUGAAGCUGCUCUUCAGAGGAUCCCGAGAACGGGCCAGCCUGUUGUUCUCAUGGUGCUCCACUUCACAUUUGAUGAGAAUUACAUGGCUCCAAACAGCACCUGGAACCUAGACAGGGAUGAUGUAUUUGCUGUGGAUUUGCUCUGUUAUGAAGACAUUGGACUGCUCAGAUCCCAACGCAAUGAUGAGGCAUUGAAAGCUGUCACUGAUCAUCUGAUCUCUAAAGGAGCUUCACCCAAUACUCAGCUUCAAACAACCGGAUCACAGACACAAUGCAGUCCACUGGUAUUCAUCUUCUGUUUCAUUUUUGUUAUUUUAAUAGCGAUAGCCAUUGGUGUUGGUUUUUACUUGAAGACAUGGGCAAAUCGCACUGAACAUAAUAAUACCAUAGACAGUAGACCAGUAAGAAAUACAUUUGAUUGAUUUCUGUAAAUUAGCUACAGUUAAAUUACUGUAGACUUUUUUUUUUUUUUUUGGAAUAAGCACGGGACGGUUUUGACAAGUAAUGUGCAAACAUUAAACAAUUCUAGUACAACAACAGAAGACUUUCUUGUACAUAACAUCCAUUGUUACAUUUAAUGUAUAUUAAAAAUGAAAAGGCAGAACAAAGACACAAGGACCUUAAAGUGUCAGAUAUAUGGUUAUAAAUGUAUAUAUCGGUCUUAUGAAUUCUUUUCUUUUCUUUUUUUCUUUCCUUUUUUCUUUUUUCUUUUUUUUUUUUUUUUUACCUUUAAUCAGCAAUAUUUCACAUGCUAGGGCUUAAAUGAAAUGAGUAUUGUGUGACUAUGCAUGUAAGUGACCUGUUAAAUAAAAUGUAUAUAGCCUACUACUGUAUGCAUUUCUGUAUGAACAGGCUUUCACAAAAUAUGACUGAGAAUAUAUUACUGAUUUUUCUAUGAAAUAUUCAAUUAAAUAUAUCCACAACAUUA
Ictalurus furcatus (blue catfish) is the source of this 1199-nucleotide messenger RNA. RefSeq lists its product as uncharacterized. The record is from RefSeq and is a predicted model, not a curated record. Lineage: Eukaryota; Metazoa; Chordata; Actinopteri; Siluriformes; Ictaluridae. The coding region runs from base 91 to 693 and encodes 200 amino acids. The transcript has 4 exons.